GGCUACUUCCGUUUUCGGAAGAGAGCCGAAAGAAGCCGCAAUAUCAACAUUCAUUGACAGAAUUUGUAAAUAACACUAUUUUAUAAAAAUUGCGGUGUUGGGUUCAGGAUGUCAGGACAGAAGCGUCCGUGUGACUCCAGCGCCCCCUCUUCCUCGUCCGGUGCGCCCCCCGAUAAACGGAGGGAGCGAGAAGGAGGAGAGGACGGGGUUCCCGGGGUCAGCGCUACUGCCGUGGAAACAGUCAUCAAACUCGGAGGGGUGUCCAACUCGGAGGAACAGGAUGUCAAAGCUCUCCAUGUGAAGAACAGGAAGUUGGGAGAAUCCCUCGAUCAAAGACAGGUGAUUGAGGAUGAGCUGAGAGAGAGAAUCGAGAGACUGGAGACUCGUCAGGCUACUGAUGAUGCCAGCCUACUGAUCCUGAACAGAUACUGGAAUCAGUUUGAUGACAAUGUGCGCCAGAUUGGCAGGCGCUAUGACCAAUCAGGAAGCGAGCCUGUGGAAACCCCGGUAGGAGAGGGGCGGAGCCUGAAGCCUGACACCCCAGAACCCGACGGCGACUCCAACCAGGAGAGAGCCAAAGACCGAGGCCAACAGGGAGAGACAACCACGUCCUUCCUGGCCACGCUGGCCAGCAGCAGCAGCGAGGAGAUGGAGGCGGAACUGCAGGAGAGGGUGGAGUCCAGUCAGAAGCAGGCCAACCGUGUGGUGGAGAUCUAUGACAGCUUGAAGACCACCGUGGAGCAGCUGAAGAAGGAUCAGGACUCUGGAGCAGAGGGCUCUGUGUGGCAGGUCGCUGUCCAGCUCAACACCCUCCUGUCCAAUGAGAACGACCGGCUGCGUCAGCUGACCGAUGACCUCCAGCAGAAGCACAGUCACAUGACUAGCGAGUCUCGUUCUCUGGGCCGGGCGGUGGCGAGGGCAGACACACGGGUCAGUGAGCUGCAGGGCCUCAUUGAAGAACUCCAGUGGGACAUGGAGAAGAUCAGACGCAGAGAAACCCGCCUCAACACACACCUGGGAGAAAUCCUGGAGAGGGUGAACAGUAAAGGCUACAAGGUGUGUGGGGAGGCCAGCAGUGUGUGUGGAACCAUCACCAUCAACAAGAGAAAGUUUGAGGAGAUGAACAGUGAGUUGGAGGAGAACAGGGAGCUGGCGGAGAACCGUCUGAGUGAGCUGCAGCGGCUACAGCAGGACCUGCAGACGGUCAACCAGGAGAACAACAACAUGAAGGUGGAGUUGUUGAGUCGUGCUGAGGGGGUGGUGAGGGAGAGCUCAGAGUACCGCUGUCUCCAGUCCCAGUUCUCUGUCCUCUACAAUGAGUCUGUGGGCCUUAAGUCUCAGCUGGACGAGACACGCACACGCCUCAACACCACCAGAACGGCACGCCUCCGACAGCUAGAGCACAUGGAGAAUGAUGAGGUGUCUCUCCAGAGGAAGGUGCGUACAGAGGUGUUCCAGCUAGAGGACACUCUGGCCCAGGUCAGGAAGGAGUACGAGAUGCUCCGGAUUGAGUUUGAACAGACCCUCGCUGCAAAUGAACAAGCAGGUCCUAUCAACAGGGAGAUGCGUCACCUGAUCAGUACACUGCAGACACACAACCAGCAGAUGAAGGGAGAGGUGGUGAAAUACAAGCUGAGACUGAGAGAGGCACAGACGGACCUCAGUCAGGCUCGCACUACGAAGGGUAGCGCUAUCCUCCAAUCACAAUCCAGUACGGAGCUGGAUGUGAAGGAGGAGGCCAUCUCCCCCCUGACGCCUGCUGCCUCUGGUGAUGUCACCAUCAAGGUGGAGUCUGACAAUGGUUCAGCCACACCCAACAGCACUAGUACCUCUUUGAAGACAGAGCCUGGGACAGAGACAGAGGGAGAAAUCAAAGAGGAGGAGAAAGAGAAGGAAAUUAAGAAAGAGGAGAAGAAGGAGAGAGAGAGGCCAACCCGUGGAGGGGGUGGGGCCGUGAAGGAGGAGAAGGAGAAGGCUGGGACCAGCAACCAAUCGGAGGAGGUGACUCUGGAGCGCCCAUCUGUGAUUGGAGGACCAAAGAGGAAGGAGGUGGAGCAACUAAAAAUUGUCAGGGCGGACCUAAAGAAAGCCCAGGAGUCUCAGAGGGAGAUGAAACUACUGUUGGAUAUGUACCGGUCAGCACCCAAAGAGCAGAGGGACAAGGUCCAGCUCAUGGCCGCUGAGAAGAAGGCCAAGUCAGAGGCGGAGGAGCUGAAGCAGCGUCUCAGGGAUCUGGAGGAGAGGGAGAGGAGAGAGGGGAAGAAGAUGGCCGACGAGGAGGCACUGAGGAAGAUCCGCUCUGUGGAGGAACAGAUCAACAUCCUCAACAAGAAGCUCUCCCUGGCCAAGCAGGAGGAGGAUGCGUUGCUGAGUGAGAUGGAUGUGACGGGCCAGGCUUUUGAGGACAUGCAGGAGCAGAACAUCCGACUGAUGCAGCAGUUGAGGGAGAAGGAUGACGCCAACUUCAAGCUGAUGUCGGAACGCAUCAAGUCCAACCAGAUCCACAAGCUGCUCAAGGAGGAGAAGGAGGAACUCGCCGACCAGCUGCUCACGCUCAAAACACAGGUGGAUGCCCAGCUGCAGGUGGUGAGGAAGCUGGAGGAGAAAGAGCGCCUCCUCCAGGGCACCAUCAGUACAGCAGAGAGAGAGCUGGCUCUGAGGACACAGGCUCUGGACAUGAACAAACGCAAGACCCAGGAGUCAUCGGUGCUGUCGGAAGAGGUGCGUAGUCAGCUGGACCAGGUGCAGCAGAGACUGGGAACAGUCAGGGAGGAGGUCAUAGAAAACAGCAUCUCCAGAGAAAAGGAGUCCUUCAACGCGCGCCGCGCACAGGAGGACAUCUCCAAACUGCGGAGGAAGAUCGAGAAGGCCAAGAAACCAGCCGAGACCGUCCUCAACGGAGACGACAUCCUCAACGAGGAAAUCAAUGAUUACAAGGCGCGUCUGACGUGCCCGUGCUGUAACUCCCGGGUAAAGGACGCCGUCCUGACCAAGUGUUUCCACGUCUUCUGCUUCGAGUGUGUAAAGACGCGCUACGACACGCGCCAGAGGAAGUGUCCCAAGUGCAACGCCGCCUUCGGCGCCAACGACUUCCACCGCAUCUACAUCGGCUAGAGAGGGUGGAGGAAGAGGAGGAGGAAGGGACCGUAGGGGUUAGGAUAGUGGUGCCGGGAGGUCAGCGGUAUCCACACACCGGGCUUUCUCUCCAGCCAAACAAAACUGUUAUCACCACUCUAGAGAGUGAGGUGGAAUGAGACUAGAAAACUGAGAGGUUUGAUGGACAUGUAAUCAUUAUGGGAAUCUAUCCACCUUGCUGUCUGAUAGGCUAUGUGGAGUUGCUGACUGACACCUAUUCAGUACUCUCGGAUCUCCACAAUAGUGGUGGGGGCUAAGGGUUGUUUCUGGAGUGGUGUACAUUACUUUGACUCAUAGAGAUCAUGGUUAUAUUUGCUGGCUGUGCACUGCCUGCCUGGCUGGAAGAAAAGCUUAUAGGAGAGACUACCUGCCUGGCUGGAAGAAAAGCCUAUAGGAGAGACUACCUGCCUGGCUGGAAGAAAAGCCUAUAGGAGAGACUACCUGCCUGGCUGGAAGAAAAGCCUAUAGGAGAGACUGCCUGCCUGGCUGGGAGAAAAGCCUAUAGGAGAGACUGCCUGUGGCUCAACAAUAGGAUUACAGUACCUAGGGCCUUGUGUGGGGGAACAGUGAGAUUUGACUUGAAGGGAUCCUCGUAGACACACUUCCAUUGUUGAUGUAGCUACCGGGGGUGUUUUUCUCUCCUCACUGAGUUGAUGGAGAGAGAGAUACAGACCUCUUUCACUUAAUAAUUUCAGUCCUGAAGGGCUGCAGUGAUGUGCUGAAGACCCUGAUAACCAUUUGAUAACAGACCCUGAUAACCAUUUUAACUGAUAGUCAACUUCUCUCCCCAGUACUGCUACCCCAGGGAACUAGACACCAGAUGACCUUCCUCGGGCUCUGGAUUUAGACUGGUGUGUGUGUGGGCAUCUCAGUUUACACACGUGUGAGGGAGAAGGUAAAACAGAGGAACCAUUUGCUAAGAUGGUUAGAAAAUCAAUGGUGAGAGUCCCUGGACUAACAGGGACCCUUGCUCCACCUGUACUCUGUCUGUGUGACCUGUCAAUGUUGUCCUUGUAUUUCUCUUUUUGUAUUUGAAAGCUGACUCAUCAGGCCAUAGACAGACAUGCUACCAAUACCUUGAAUUGAUGCGGAUGUGUAAUAUUGCUGCUCUGAAAGUUAUUCAACUGCCAUCAAAUCUAGAAGCUUGUCUUGCAAUUGGUUACUUAUCAGUAAAGUUUGUGCAUUUUUAUUAGCUACAGUA
Molecule: messenger RNA, 4336 nt
Organism: Oncorhynchus tshawytscha (Chinook salmon)
Lineage: Eukaryota; Metazoa; Chordata; Actinopteri; Salmoniformes; Salmonidae
Product: E3 ubiquitin-protein ligase BRE1A-like
Exons: 22
Coding region: 109-3114 (1001 amino acids)
Cellular component (GO): HULC complex; nucleus
Molecular function (GO): metal ion binding; ubiquitin protein ligase activity
Source: RefSeq, a predicted model, not a curated record